Molecule: messenger RNA, 1152 nt
Organism: Daldinia loculata
Lineage: Eukaryota; Fungi; Ascomycota; Sordariomycetes; Xylariales; Hypoxylaceae
Product: proteasome complex subunit Rpn13 ubiquitin receptor-domain-containing protein
Exons: 4
Coding region: 1-1152 (383 amino acids)
Biological process (GO): ubiquitin-dependent protein catabolic process
Cellular component (GO): cytoplasm; proteasome regulatory particle, lid subcomplex; nucleus
Molecular function (GO): ubiquitin binding; proteasome binding; endopeptidase activator activity
Source: RefSeq, a predicted model, not a curated record
AUGUCGAUAACGCCUAUCAUAACGUUCAAGGCCGGCUAUUGCGAUGUAGAUGCUUCAAGAAGACCCUUCAAGGUCAAGCCCUCAGAACGGCCUGGUUAUAUUUACCUUUAUUCCGAAGAUGAUCUACUUCACUUCUGCUGGCGAGAGCGGAGUGCCCCUAUCGACGAACCCGAGCUAGACCUCGUCAUGGUGCCCACGGACGGCCAUUUCGUACCUUACGAUCCGAAAACUCAACCCAGCGGGGCCAUCAAGCCCGACGGCCGCGUCUUCGUCCUCAAGUUCCUUUCCUCUUCCCAGCGUUACUUCUUCUACCUACAAUCCAAACCCCAAGGUCGGACCGGCAACCCGAACUGGUUCAGCCCUCGCGACCUUAAGAUUGGCGAGAUCGUCGACAAGCUCCUCCAGGGCGAAGAGGUCGACGUGGCGCGUGAACUGGCCUCGAUCAAUAACAGCGACAACGACGACCGACGUGGCAACGAUAAUGACGAGACCAUGGAGGACGUCGAAAGUCACGGCGGUGCUAGCGAUCCCCAAGUAGGUAGCGGCGGUGCCGGCGCAGGCGCGACUGGCGGCGACAUACGGGAUGAGGGCGAGGGUGCGCGAGAAGGCGGUGCCGAUGGUGGUAGAGCUGCUGCCUCGGGUAACUCGGAUGCUGCUAUGGCAGUGAGAAACUUCCUGGACUCGUUGAAGGGAGGAAGCCAAGGGGAAGGGGAAGGGAAACUUUAUCCGCUCCUUUCGGAUCUUUUAACACCUCCUGUCACCGUCCCUAUGGCCCGACAAGCUACGGAGGAGCAAGUAGACAAUCUACUUAGCUUCUUACCGCCUUCGGUCCUGGUCCUGUCCCAACAAGCGGAUGAGGGAGACACUACGGCAGAACCAACCGCGGCGGCGAUACAAGCAGCCAAGGAAGCCAUGAGUCUUGGCCAAAAGAAGGCGUUACUAGAAAAGGUCCUGCGAAGUCCGCAGUUCCAUCAAAGUUUAGCUAGUCUGACGAUGGCGAUCCGAGACGGCGGCUUACCGAGCAUUGCGGACGCGCUCUCUGUCCCGGUCGAGAACGGCGGAUAUUUCAAAGGAAGCCAGUUGCCUUUAGGCGGCGGGGAGGCAGUGGAGGCGUUUGUCGAGGGCGUUAAGAAGAGUGUGCAGAAGAAGUAA